Messenger RNA from Aspergillus eucalypticola CBS 122712, 1928 nucleotides. Its product is annotated as threonine dehydratase, biosynthetic. The record is from RefSeq and is a predicted model, not a curated record. Gene Ontology annotation, biological process: L-threonine catabolic process. Lineage: Eukaryota; Fungi; Ascomycota; Eurotiomycetes; Eurotiales; Aspergillaceae. The transcript has 3 exons. Bases 46 to 1743 code for a protein of 565 amino acids. Gene Ontology annotation, molecular function: threonine deaminase activity; pyridoxal phosphate binding.
CUUAUCACCUUCAAUUCUCUCAUAUAUACCCACAAAGACGCCAUAAUGCCGGGCGAAGUCACAGAGAACGGCGUUCCGUUCCCCGUUUCAACCAAGUUGGACAACCUGACCCUGAACGAGCGUUCUGCUGCUCCGUCUCCCACUUCGGACAAGGUGGACGGCCAGGAGCGAUCAACAGUCGACUAUGGCAUUCCUGACGCCUUCCUGCUUCCCAAUGGAACACCAGACUAUCUCCGGUUGAUCCUGACGUCCCGUGUCUACGACAUUAUCGAGGAGACCCCGCUUCACCAUGCGGUCAACAUCAGCAAUCGCUUGGAGUGCCGUGUGCUCCUGAAGAGAGAGGAUCUUCUCCCCGUGUUCAGUUUCAAGCUUCGUGGAGCCUACAACAAGAUGGCGCACUUGACCCACGAACAACGGUGGAAGGGAGUCAUUGCGUGCUCAGCAGGAAACCAUGCGCAGGGCGUUGCUUACUCCGCUCGGAAAUUGAAGAUCCCCGCGACUAUUGUUAUGCCAUCGGGCACCCCCGCUAUCAAGCAUCUGAAUGUCGCCCGCCUGGGUGGUAGCGUGGUCCUGCACGGAGACGACUUCGACGCAGCUAAGCAAGAAGCGUACCGGUUGCAGGAGCAACACGGAUUGACCAUGAUCCCCCCCUUCGAUGACCCCUACGUGAUCGCUGGACAAGGAACCAUUGGCAUGGAGAUAUUGCGCCAGGCCAAUCUGCAGAAGCUGGAGGCUGUCUUUUGUGCCGUCGGUGGAGGAGGUCUGAUUGCUGGCAUUGGCGUCUACCUUAAGCGCAUUGCACCGCACGUGAAGAUCAUUGGCGUUGAGGCCCAGGAUGCCAAUGCCAUGGCUCAGUCUCUCGACUCGGGUUCUAGAGUGUUCCUGAAGGACGUGGGACUGUUCGCAGACGGUGCUGCUGUCAAGUCUGUCGGAGAGGAGAACUACCGGCUUGCGCGUGAAGUCAUCGAUGAGGUCGUUCAGGUCACAACCGAUGAGACCUGCGCCGCCAUCAAGGAUGCGUUCGAGGACACGCGGUCUAUCAUUGAACCGGCGGGUGCUCUGGCUCUGGCCGGUCUCAAGAAGUACGCCGCAAACAACCCCAGCCCAGACACGAGCAGGGAGCUGUGCGCUAUCGCCUCCGGAGCAAACAUGGAUUUCGACCGCCUGCGCUUUGUUGCAGAGCGUGCGGCUCUGGGAGAGCGGAAGGAAGCGCUCCUGAGCGUCAGGAUUCCCGAGAAGCCGGGCGCUUUUGCGAAGCUCGUUGAGGUUGUUCUUCCUCAUGCGGUCACAGCGUUCAGCUACCGCUACGCCCGUGAAUCGUCAGCCGAUGUUCUGAUGGGCAUCUCCUUGUCCGCCGCUACUGGCCGGGAUGAUUUGGCCAAAAUCAUCAGCCAAUUGGUACGAGGUGGCAUGGAUACGAAGGAUCUCAGUGAUGACGAGCUGGCGAAGAGGCACUUGCGCUUCCUGGUUGGUGGUCGCAGCGAGGUCGCGGAUGAACGGUUGUUCAUGUUCGAGUUCCCCGAACGCCCUGGUGCUCUAGCCAAGUUCUUGACGACCCUUCGUCCCAACCAGAACAUCUCUCUGUUCCACUACCGUAACUACGGUGGUGAUGUUGGCAAGGUACUUGCGGGUAUCCAAUGCCCCGAGAACGAGAAGGCGGAGCUGGAGGCUUUCCUCAGCGACCUGGCUUAUCCUUUCACUGAACAUACCGAUUCCCCUACUUACAAGACCUUCUUGCGGUAGAGGAAUUCCGGUACUGUAUUUGCUUUUCUCUGAUCAUAUUAGAAUUCUAGAAAACACAGUGUGGGCCGUUGAUGGAUUUUGUUUGAAAUGUUAUGGCGUUCUAUUGGGCAUGUGGAAGAUAGACCGAUCUGUGUACCUAAGUUUGGGGCUUUUCUUCGUAUAUACUUUAAUGAAACAUGAUACUC